Cheilinus undulatus (humphead wrasse) is the source of this 5015-nucleotide messenger RNA. RefSeq lists its product as uncharacterized. NCBI's taxonomy places the organism in Eukaryota, Metazoa, Chordata, Actinopteri, Labriformes, Labridae. The record is from RefSeq and is a predicted model, not a curated record. Gene Ontology annotation, biological process: septin ring organization; actomyosin contractile ring assembly; mitotic cytokinesis. The coding region runs from base 111 to 3932 and encodes 1273 amino acids. Gene Ontology annotation, cellular component: actomyosin contractile ring. The transcript is spliced from 25 exons.
AGAAGACCCGCUGAAAUUCAAAGUUGGAGGAGGAGACUCAAAACAUAAAACAACAAGAACGUCUUGUUUGCAGUCAGUUAGAGUUGACCUGUUUCAUAUAGAGUAGUUUCAUGCAGACAUCUUUUCAGUUUAUGAUGGAAGCUGGCGAAGAAAACAGUGGUAACAUCAGCUUGAAGAGACAAAGAGCACCUUUAUCAGACUCAGAAGACAAUGUCUUCCUACCAUCAGAAGAGAACGAUGGCCAAAAGCGACGGCGCCUGGAGGCAGCUGGUCAGGAAAACCGUAGCCCUAAGCCUUUCUCCUCUGGACGUCUGGUAGAACUGGAGACAAAGCCGGAUACACCAAUGGUUCCCUCUGUCCGUUCCCGAAUCCAGCUUCUCACUCAGAGACAAGAGGGAGUUGCACCUCUGGCUCAGCGCUGCCUGUCUGAUCCUGGAGCUGUCAGCCCAUCAGUCAUCAGGGAACAUCUCCUGGGUGAUGGAGAAUUCACUCAGCGAAUGGAGCGUUUUAAAGCGCCACUUUUCCAGGCCAGUCCCGCCCCAACAUCAAGGUCUGCCAACCUUUGCCCAAAAAUGUGUUCCAACUUUGUAUCUGACAUCCAGCAAAAACUUAAGGGAGUAACAACUCCCAGCUCCAAGCAGGCUGUCCGCAUGCGCCAGGAACGAGAGCAGGAGUUGAACCAGUUGCAGUUUCAACCAAUCAGUGAAAAUGCCUGGUUGAAAAGGAGCAGCUCUGAUCCCACACUAACUCAGGGAAGGACCCCUCCUGGAGCCUCAUAUCCCUCCUACUGGGUUCCUAGGUCUAUUAGGGGAGUCCGCUGGCCUCCUAUGAAACCCUGGGAUGCCACUGGUGAUGCUGCGAUGAAAGAUGGCAGCUUUACUGAAGCUACAACAUCAAGUGCUAAUAAACAGUCUUCAGAUGAGACAGGUGAAACUUCAUGCUGUGACUCUGAAGCCGCAGCAGCAACUACAGAGGCAGGAAUUCAACAAAAGGAGCAAAAAGCUCAUCCUGGUAAAGAAGUUGUGGAGGAGAUAGUCAACAAGACUUCAGUUAGAAGUGAAGAGCAGUUGAGAUCUCAAAAAUCACAGAUGAAGACUGUGAUGCAGUUGUCCUUUAGUGAAGAUCAGAGUUUCUUCAACACACCUCUUGGGGAGAAGCAGAAUCUGUCUGAGUUGCCAACAGAGGAUGAUCAGAGCUUGCUGGAAUGUACUUACUCAGAGGAGUCAAAUGUGAAGGAAACAAGCGUGAAUUGUAGAGAAAAUGGAACAGACAGGUCUGAGGCUAAUUUUUUUGAUUGUUCUUCACAUAAUGAAGAGGCCAUAGAGACUUCAACAGAGGAGGAGUUAAGAUUGUGGAGAUAUCCUCAAGAGUGCAAAGAGGAAUCGGUCUUAAAUGAGGAGGAAGGGGCGUUGAAACCAUCCAGUGUAGAAGAAGAGAAAGGUGGCAGUAAUUCAGAUGGCACUGAGCCUUCGGGUAAUGCUUCUUCUGAGAGUGUCAGUUCUUAUGUAAUGAUGGAAAAUGACAAACCCGAGGAAGACACGUCUAAAGAGGGUGUAGAGUCCUGUGAAGACUGUAAUGACCGAGCAGAUGAUUUUAAUACAGAGCAGGACAGGAGUGACACAGAGGAGUGUACUCAGAAGGAUGAUGCAUGUCAGCAGUCAGCAGAGAUCCAGACAGCCAGCACAAAAGGAGAUGUCAAUGAUCUAGAGUCAACCAGAAGAGACACAAGUAAUGAAGUGAAUCACAUCCAAACAGAUGUAGGUCAGGCAUAUCUAGAAAGAAAUACUGAAUAUGUAACAAAACCAGAGGUAGAGACUGAGGUUGAGUCAUCAGACACUGAUGGAUGUGAAGCAGCUCACACUUUGACAGAGAUUCAGGCAUCAGAUGUGCAUUUGAAUGUUGAGGAAAUUGAGCAAGCUGUACUUGAAGAAAGGCAACAGGAUGCAGGAGAAACUCUCAGAGAAGAGGGAGGAGAAAGCUCAAAGAAAGUCUCCUUUAUCCUGGAGCCUGAGCUGAUUAAUGACGCACACCUGUCUGAGACCACUGCAUCCAUGGAGGCCAGGGUAGAGGAGAGUUUGUCAGAUGCUGAACUUAGCUCCCAUGAUGAGACCAACACUGCUGAAAUAAUUGACCAGAUGUUCGAAGAGGUGCUGGAAUAUGCCGGAAGGAUAGAAGAAGAGAGAGCACAUCAUGAGGACACUGAGGAUCAUGACAGUGGUAUUGGCGCUUGCUCUGCAGAAAAUACUAAGAUGGACACAGAGUCAGAGAAGGACAGAAGUGAGGAAGAGGGGGAAGCCAAAGAAGAAGAAGAGGAUUGUGAUGAGAGCAAGAAGCUUGAACAAGACGGUGAUGACUUGCUGACCUUUCCUCCCAGCUGCAUUCUGUCUCCUCUCAGCAAGUCUGUGGAGGCUGUGGUCACUCCUCUGCGACUAACAGUGAGCCAGGAGUCCAACCCUCCUUCUCUAAUGCUGACUCCAGAGGAAACCUCCACCCCUCCUGUUGAAUCUGCUCCUCUUUACAGUAUCGAUGCGUACCGCACACAAAGACAGUGCAAACCAAUCACAAUUCAGAGCAUUACUCCUGAGAUUCAGAGUCGGGCUUCAGAGAAGUCCCAACCUCAGCCCUCCGUCGACACCAAGGAGAAAAUAAAGGCUCUUAAUGAAGAAACAGGAAAGCUGCAGACUGUGAUCGGCCAGACUCUGCAGGCUCUGAGCUGCUGUACUGAUGAGGAGCAUGGACGAGGCUCACUGGAAGAAGCUGAAGCUGAGAAACUACUCCUGGUCUCCUGUGAGAAGCGCUCUGCUCUACUUACAGAAAUGGCCAGACUGAGAGGGGAGAGGAACUCUGAGUCAGGAGAGACAUCAAGGGAGAACAAGGAAUACAAUACCCAGCAGCCCUGUAGAGGGACUGUUAGCAUCUCAAACAUUCAGCUACCUCUCAAGGUGGAAUUUGUCUGUUCUUCACAAAACCGCGCAGGUCGACCAAGUCACUAUUUCUUCAUCCUGAUCCGCUAUGGGCCCUGCAACAUUGUCGCCACCCCACUGGCCACAGCUGCUGAUGCUAAAAACGGAGACACCAUCUCCUUCCCUACUUCCAUCACUCUGAAGGAUAUUCGCUCAUCCUUUGAGAUUGAUGUGGAGGUCUACAGCCUGUCCCACACUUCAAGUAACAACUGUACCGUGGACAAGGCCACCACCAAGUCACGGGUUACACCAAGAAAGCUGCUGAACACAAUCACAAGAUCUGGAAACAGUCUGACAACUGCUCCUCCCUCUCUCAGUGCUCGUCGCUCCAGUAACUUUAGUCUGGUUGGCUCUCAUAAGGUCACCUUGGCCUCACUGGGACACAGCAAGUUUCCCCUGGAUAAGAUGAAACUUGAAGGCAAAAUCAGGAGGCUGCUUGGAGAUGAAUUUCAGGAAAAGGUGCCCUUUCUCUCUCCUCUAGAGGGCAAUAUCUAUCUGAAAUUGGACAGCGAGAGUCACUCCAGCAUACAACACCAAGGCUUCCUGACAAUGUUUGAGCUGAUCAGUGGAUUUGGAGUGUGGCAUCGCAGGUAUUUUGUUCUGGAGGGAUGGGACAUGUCUUACUGGAACCAUCCCAAUGACAGAGAAGCUAAGGAAGCAGAGGGCAGAAUCUCUCUGUCCAACCCUCACAGUCAGUGUGUCAGACCUGUGAGUAGAGAUUCAUGUGCUCGACCUUUCACCUUUGAGCUGGUGAGCAACAUCCCAGAGCAGCAGCAGGACAACAGCCAGGAAGCCUCGGCCAAGUGCUGGUUUUCUGCUGACACCAAACAGGAGAGAUUGGACUGGAUGGAGAAACUCAACCAAGUCCUAUUGGACUUUCACACGUGGAACCGAAAUAAAGCCAUUCAAACAGAAAGUCAGCAGUCAAACUCGUCCAGUGGUGGGAACCUGAGAGAGAGCAUACUGUGACUACAUCACCUGCUCAUACACACAACCUGACAGCAGCAUGUCUGUGAUUUAUGGCUAAGCUUACAUUAGGAGUUACAUUAUCUGUCUCAAUGCUUCAGGGGAUAGUUUACUACUAUAAGAUGUAUUUUUCACUGUUGAAAUGACUUCUUGUCAAAUGGCAGAGCUACUCAUUAUUUGUCUUUGUUGAGUUGUUUUUGGGAGAUAUAUUGAUUUCAUUUAGUUUAUUUCUUUUAAUCUGAAACAAUCCAAUAUAAUCCUUUGGUUCUUUUAUUUGUAGCUCUCUUGAGUAUUUUUAUUUUUUUCCUUUACCAAGAUUAUGUGGAAAUCAGGUUUUAUUUAGAGUUUUUUUUGUGGCAAUCAGCUGCUUUGCUUUUGUGUUAGCAAUAUUUGCUCACUUUCAGUUGCUAAACUCCGGAAGUAUAUAUAUUUUGAAUUGAACUCGUAUUUAGAGUCGUGUUGUAUUUUUCUGUCAUUUAAACUGGAAGGAAAAGCAAAAUUGUAUAGAAACACUAAUACAUAUUGAAUGUGAAGGAAAUCUUUAACUCUAAGAAAAUAGUCUAGAGUUAGGAUGUAGUAAAGGCAGGAAAGCACAGGUGAUGACAAUACUGAAGGAUUGGUCUUGAAAUGGAAGCUUUUCCUACAGAUAGUUCUGCUUCUGUAAUGUGACAAUACCUUUAUGAAGUUUGGCUGUUUUUUUCUCUUGACUGAUGGGAAAACACUUUUACUUCAGAACCAUCAGCCCACACUGUCAGUCCUUUCUGACAUUGAAUCGAGUCACUUGUACUUGAACGUCUCCUCAAGUGCUUUUGUUUCCACAUAGAAUUGGUGUCACCGCACUUAAACAAAAGCAUAUAUUAGCAUACUUUGACCAUUUAUUUUAUGUUAUGUGGUGGAUCGGAAACCUUUUUAGGUAAAGAGUGGAUGAAGUGGUGCUGCUAUAAUACUGUAUGUCCAUACUCUAUGUUGUCCUGUUCUUUUCCAUGUAUCUCCACCUAUCAGUCUGUGACUCUUUGAUUCUAUUCAUGUAAAUCUCUUUCAUUCUAUGCACAUAGAUGAAGGUACCAGUUAAAUAAAUGGAUUGAA